GCUUUCGUGGACGACACGAUCCGAGUCUGCCGCUGCUUUCCUCCCUCCCUCCCCCUCUCUCUCUCUCUCUCUCUCAUCUUUUUCUUCUCUCUACUUAGCUGAGCUGAGUGAGCUCCAGUUUUCUCUUUCCUUUUCGCCCUCUUUCCCCUCAGCGAAUGGAGAUGGAAGAUCACCACCAGUACACCGCGGCAGAUUUGCGGCACCUCAUCAACGCCCGUCCACCUCCACCCCCACCGCACAUCCAGUCGAUCUCCCCGCCUGAGCUAUUCUGCGGCGGCGGCGGCCACCGGAACCCGACGCAGCACUUGGAGUCGAUGAUGAUGGGUGGCGGCGGGCUUCACAACGGCCAACGCCAAGGCCACAACCAUCAACACCACCACCAGUUUGGCCGUGAUCAUUCUUCUCCCUCUUCGGUCGCCAUGGCUGGUGCGGCAGGGGGUUUAGAGAGUGAGAACGGCGGAAAUGGGAGAUGGCCUAGGCAGGAGACUCUCACGCUCCUCGAGAUCAGGUCGAGGCUCGACUCUAGGUUUAAGGAGGCCAACCAAAAGGGUCCUCUUUGGGACGAAGUUUCAAGGAUUAUGUCGGAAGAACAUGGGUAUCAACGGAGCGGCAAGAAAUGCAGGGAAAAAUUCGAGAACUUGUACAAGUAUUACAAGAAGACGAAGGAAGGAAAAGCGGGUAGGCAAGACGGUAAGCACUACAGGUUCUUUCGUCAGCUCGAAGCUCUCUACGGAGAGAACGCCAAUUCGAAUUCCAUCCUCCAAGCUCCAUCUCUUCCACACUCACUCCACUUUCAUCCUCCACCCAACAUCAAUGAUAUUAACCAAGAUGCGUCUCAUCAUCGUCAUCCUCAUCAACUGCAGAGACCGUGCGAAAGUCUCAGCCUCUCCAAUUCCUCCGACUUUGACACCUCUUCGUCAGACGACAAUGAAGAGGAUGUGUCCGUGGAGAAGGGAAAGAAGGUAAGGAGAGGCAAAAGGGGUUGGAAGAUAAAGAUCAAGGAGUUCAUCGACUCGCAGAUGAGAAAGCUAGCAGACAGGCAAGAAGCGUGGCUGGAGAAAAUGAUGAAGGCCCUUGAGGAGAAAGAGCGCGAGAGAGAACUGAGAGAGGAGGAAUGGAAGCAACAAGAAAUGGCCCGGAUCGAGAGAGAGCACAAGUUCUGGGAGAAAGAAAAGGCGUGGAUCGAAGCUCGCGACGCCACUUUCAUGGAUGCGUUGCAGAAAUUGACAGGGAGAGACCUGAAGUUUGUGCCUUCGCCUAAUGAGCUCUUAGCGGCAGCUGAAAUCCAAACCCAUCAGAGCGAUGGCCUCACCAAAUGGAGUAAGGACUUCGACAAUUUCAAGAAACGCAAGGACAACUCGCGGUGGUGUCAUUAUCCAAGCGGGAGCGAUGAGGUCAUGUACAACCAAGGAGGGUCAAAUUGCGAAAUAAUUAAAGAGCAAGGACCGGAAAGUAUGACCCGAUCAGUUCAAAUGAACAACGGUUCGAGCUCACCUUCUAAUUCCAAUGCGGGAAAUGCAAUGCAGGAGAGCUGCUUCCGCUUCAUGAUGGUUGAGGGAGAUAAUUUGUGGGAAAGCUACGGUAUGAAGCUCACCAAGGGAGAUCAGAACCAGUAGAUCAUCGAUUAUCGGCAUUAGAGUGAGAGAGAUUGUUGUAGGAGGAUGGAUUUGACAGUGAUAGUGAGAUGGGAUUGGAUAAUUUUUAGCAAGAAACUGACCCGGAUGAUGGAUUAAUUGUUGACGCGUGGUGGAAAUUGCGAGGGAAAUGGGCAUUCCCGACGGCUAUAACAAGAAUGGACUUAUAUGUAUAUAUAUCUCUCUCUGAUGAUUUUAGUUUGAUAACGAAGAUCUUUGAAAUGGGAGAUGCAGUUGCUCAUAGAAGGCUAACAGGAUCAUUAUCACUACCGACAACAGAAGAUCUCUUUUCUAAAGUACGUAUUAUUCAUGGUGCUCUCUUUCCGUGGUAGUUGUGGUUCUGAAUGUGGAUCAUUGUUUUAGAAUGGUUUAGUGUUCGUCUACCAAAGAUCUCUAAUAUUUAGUGUUCAGGCUUUUAUGGCUUGCAACAUGCUUUGCCUGAUGUCCUAGCAUAUUAAUGUGCUUGUUGAGUCCUGCCUUUCGUUCUCAUAAGAAGUUGUCUUUAGUUCGAUUUGUACUUCUUGGAAUCAGUAGUUUUUGCCAUCUUCGUACAGUCCAAUUGAUGUGCAUCAUUGAGCGGCUUUCCAAGGUGCAACUGAGCUUAGCUGUAAGAUUUUUGAACAAUCUCAAGUUAUAGGGGAUCAUAUGCCAAGAAUUUGGGAUAA
Eucalyptus grandis is the source of this 2299-nucleotide messenger RNA. Its product is annotated as trihelix transcription factor PTL. Bases 156 to 1616 code for a protein of 486 amino acids. The record is from RefSeq and is a predicted model, not a curated record. NCBI's taxonomy places the organism in Eukaryota, Viridiplantae, Streptophyta, Magnoliopsida, Myrtales, Myrtaceae. The transcript has 2 exons.